GACAGCGGAGGCAGCCGCCGCGGGCGGGACGCAGGGAGCCGCGGCGGUGCCGACAGGAGCGAGGAGGGUGGACUGGGGGGCCUCCCUGGCGGCGCGGAGUCGGAGGAGCCCGGGAGUGGGCGGCGGGCGCAGCUCGCGGGCCGGGCACCCCAACUUGGGACAAGUUGCCGGAACCGCGGGGCUCGCGCGGCGGACGGACUGACCUUCAGAGCGAGGGAGCGAGUGCCAGCAGCCGCCAUGGCGUCGCGCAUCGGGCUGCGCAUGCAGCUGAUGCGGGAGCAGGCGCAGCAGGAGGAGCAGCGGGAGCGCAUGCAGCAGCAGGCCGUCAUGCACUACAUGCAGCAGCAGCAGCAGCAGCAGCAGCUGGCGGCCCCGCCCACGCCGGCCAUCAACACCCCCGUCCACUUCCAGUCGCCGCCGCCUGUGCCCGGGGAGGUGCUGAAGGUGCAGUCCUACCUGGAGAACCCCACCUCCUACCACCUGCAACAGUCCCAACACCAGAAGGUGCGCGAGUACCUGUCCGAGACCUACGGGAACAAGUUCGCUGCCCACAUCAGCCCUGCCCAGGGCUCCCCGAAGCCCCCACCUGCCGCCUCCCCUGGGGUGCGGCCAGGACACGUGCUGUCCACCUCAGCUGGCAACAGCGCCCCCAACAGCCCCAUGGCCAUGCUGCACAUCAGCUCCAACCCGGAGAAGGAGUUUGACGAUGUCAUCGACAACAUCAUGCGUCUGGACGACGUCUUGGGCUACAUCAACCCUGAGAUGCAGAUGCCCAACACGCUCCCGCUGUCCAGCAGCCACCUGAACGUGUACAGCAGUGACCCCCAGGUCACGGCCUCCCUGGUGGGCGUCACCAGCAGCUCGUGCCCCGCAGACCUGACCCAGAAGCGAGAGCUCACAGAUGCUGAGAGCCGGGCCCUGGCCAAGGAGCGGCAGAAGAAAGACAAUCACAACUUGAUUGAAAGGAGACGCAGGUUCAACAUCAAUGACCGCAUCAAGGAGCUGGGAAUGCUGAUCCCCAAAGCCAACGACCUAGACGUGCGCUGGAACAAGGGCACCAUCCUCAAGGCGUCCGUGGACUACAUCCGGAGGAUGCAGAAGGACCUGCAGAAGUCCCGGGAGCUGGAGAACCACUCCCGGCGCCUGGAGAUGACCAACAAGCAGCUCUGGCUCCGCAUCCAGGAGUUGGAGAUGCAGGCCCGGGUGCACGGCCUGCCCACCACCUCCCCGUCCGGCAUGAACAUGGCUGAGCUGGCCCAGCAGGUGGUGAAGCAGGAGCUGCCCAGCGAAGAGGGCCCAGGGGAGACGCUGAUGCUGGGGGCCGAGGUCCCUGACCCCGAGACGCUACCGGCGCUGCCCCCCCAGGCCCCGCUGCCCCCGCCCGCCCAGCCGCAGUCCCCGUUCCACCAACUGGACUUCAGCCACGGCCUGAGCUUCGGGGGCGGGGGUGACGAGGGGCCCCCGGGCUACCCCGAGCCCCUGGGGCCGGAGCACGGCUCCCCGUUCCCCAGCCUGUCCAAGAAGGAUCUGGACUUCAUGCUCUUGGACGACUCCCUGCUCCCCCUGGCUUCCGACCCCCUCUUCUCCACCAUGUCCCCUGAGGCCUCCAAGGCCAGCAGCCGGCGGAGCAGCUUCAGCAUGGAGGAGGGCGAGGUGCUGUGACGCUGCCUGCCCCUGUGCAGGGAACAGGGGCAGCCUGGGGCGGGGAGGGCUGGGCCCCCUCCCCCUCCAGGGUGCACCUGCGUGUGAAGUAGCCACCUGCCCCGCCCCACGCCUCCCUGCUGGCCCCCUGUUUGGACUUAGUGCCUGCCUGGCAGCCUGUGGGGUCAGGAGAAGCCCCCACCUGCCUCAGUGCCCCACCCGCCAGGGGCAGCCCUGUUGGUGGAACUGGACCGGAACAGCCCGCUGCGGGAGGGGCCAUGUGGGGAAGGGAGGGGAUGGAGGAGCGGAGGGGAGAGGCAGUGCCGAACCUGCACCCCACCCCUGUGAAAGACAGUGGGCACCGUGGGUUCUGGAAGCAACACCUUGCCAUCCCUGCACACUCCCCUCCCACAGGUGGGGCUCCCACCCCCCUUUGGUGCUAACAGCUCUCCACCUGGUGGUGUGAGGGUGGGGGUGGUUGGAGGAGAGGGCAGGCGGGGUCCAGGUGAGAGUGCGGGGUCUCUGCUGGGAGAGCAGCCCCCUCCCGACUUCCCACUUUGUGCCUUUAGUAAACACUGUGCUUUGU
Lepus europaeus (European hare) is the source of this 2227-nucleotide messenger RNA. RefSeq names its product transcription factor EB (gene TFEB). The transcript is spliced from 9 exons. Gene Ontology annotation, biological process: regulation of transcription by RNA polymerase II; humoral immune response; positive regulation of DNA-templated transcription. Lineage: Eukaryota; Metazoa; Chordata; Mammalia; Lagomorpha; Leporidae. Gene Ontology annotation, cellular component: nucleus. Bases 238 to 1662 code for a protein of 474 amino acids. Gene Ontology annotation, molecular function: DNA-binding transcription factor activity, RNA polymerase II-specific; RNA polymerase II cis-regulatory region sequence-specific DNA binding; protein dimerization activity. The record is from RefSeq and is a predicted model, not a curated record.